Epinephelus moara (kelp grouper) is the source of this 1316-nucleotide messenger RNA. It is a transcript of the gene tigarb, whose product is annotated as TP53 induced glycolysis regulatory phosphatase b. NCBI's taxonomy places the organism in Eukaryota, Metazoa, Chordata, Actinopteri, Perciformes, Serranidae. Gene Ontology annotation, cellular component: cytosol. The transcript has 6 exons. Bases 61 to 876 code for a protein of 271 amino acids. Gene Ontology annotation, biological process: regulation of pentose-phosphate shunt; negative regulation of glycolytic process; fructose 1,6-bisphosphate metabolic process. The record is from RefSeq and is a predicted model, not a curated record. Gene Ontology annotation, molecular function: fructose-2,6-bisphosphate 2-phosphatase activity.
UACGUCACAUGAUUGCGGCUGAACCAACCGGAAGCAGCCGCAUGAGAGCAGCCGGUGAAAAUGUUUACGUUCAGUUUAACUCUCGUACGACAUGGGGAAACUCAGUACAACAGGGACAAGCUGCUGCAAGGUCAAGGUGUGGACACGCCCUUGUCAGAAACAGGUUUGCAGCAGGGUGAGGCGGUGGGACAAUACCUCAAAGACAUCAAAUUCAACAAUGUGUAUGUCAGUAACCUACAACGAGCCGUACAGACAGCUGAAAUAAUUCUGAGAAACAACACUCACUGUUCUGGCACGGAGAUGGUCCUGGAGCCAUUACUCAGAGAGAGGGGUUUUGGUGUUGCUGAAGGACGUCCCAAAGAGGAUCUGAAGAACAUGGCCAACGCUGCUGGGCAGUCAUGUCGUGACUACACUCCUCCAGGAGGCGAGACUCUAGACCAGGUGAAGCUGCGAUUCAAAAAAUUCCUCAAAGUCCUUUUCAAGCAAAUGUUGGAUGAACACGGGCAGUCAGGACCACACGCCUCCGCAGGAGCAUCAGGAGCUGGAGACGCUGUGAACGGACCCGCAGGUGCUGCCUCAGUCAAUGCUUCUGUCGGCUCGGCUGAUGACGGUCUCCAGGGAGUGUCGGUCCACGCUCUGGUCGUGAGCCACGGCGCUUACAUCCGUGUAGCCGUCAAGCACCUCGUAGAGGACUUAAAAAGCGCUCUGCCUGCAGGGGUGAAGAUGUCCCAGCUGUUCUCACCGUGUCCUAACACAGGCAUCAGUCGCUUCGUUUUCACCCUGAGCCAGUCCGAGUCCGGCCCGGUCCUCUCUGCCGCUCGCUGCUUCUUUACCAACAGGAAGGAUCACCUGGAAAACCUCACAGCUGCUGAAUAGUGUGAAAGGGAAGACAGAAGUUUUAUGUAAUGGUACUGUUUGUGUGCACAUGUACUGUAUACAUUCUCUGACGGGAACAAUCAUGAACACUAAAGGGAAAGUAAGAGGCAAAGACCUCAGAGUUACUACAGGGUAACUGAAUAAAGCAAUGCACAUGGUCUUUUAAAUAAUCACAUGGUUUUACUGUGGAUCCAUAGUCAAAAUAAGUGUGCAGUGCUGUAUUAUCAGUGUUUUAUCAUCCUCCAACUGUAUGGCAGUUAGGACUUGUGUCAUACUGCAUAUAUUUUAUCAUUGUUAACAUUAUUGCCUCUUUGAUCAUGUUAUACCAAAGUCAGAACUAUUUAAUGUAUUGUUGGGCACUUAAUAUGUGUGGCAUUUUUAAGUUGAUGUCUCCUUUGUUGCUGCUCAUUUUACUUGUGCAAUACAUCAUGAAAACACUG